AUGAAUUCUUCGCCGUGGAUCCGACGACUGUUGAACAGGCCGGAUAACGCGUUCAUGUGUGCCGUGGACGUGUCGUACAUCCGAGACAAGUUUAAUCUCGUCGGGCUGGAGAAAACAUUGCCGGACUACGAGACGGCGGUCCGCGUCGUGUUGGGCGACGCUCCGUACUCACGCGUCACAGCCGACCUCAACACUCAAUCGGCGGCCGAGCUGUUUUACGGUCUGGUACAUGCCCGGUACGUAAUGACACCUCGGGGCAUCGCUAAAAUACUCGAGAACUAUUUGGUCGGCUGUUAUGGACAUUGUCCGCGAGAAAACUGCAGACGUUCGGCUGCCUUGCCCAUAGGGCUCUGCGACGUGAUCGGGUCGGACACGGUGAGGAUCUAUUGUCCGCGGUGCAUGGACGUGUACGUCCCUCCGGCAGGGACCAGAGGGGCGGCCGUCGACGGCGCAUACUUCGGCACCGGUCUACCGCACAUGGUGUUUAUGACACGACCGGAGUACAUGCCGCAGCGGCCUAGUGGUCGGCAUGUGGCCAAGCUUUACGGGUUCCGAAUUCACGAUUCUGCGUACGACGUGCAGCGGAACGCGGCCACCCAACAGCUAAGGCGAACCAUGCAACUACAGUCCACCGGCUCCACCUCCGCCGCCGCCGUGACCGCCUCCGUUGCCAACUGCGCCACAACCUCUACCGGAAUUUCAUCAAUCGCCGCGACCGCCGACACUAUCGCUGACGUGCCGUCCAACGCAGGUGACCAAAAAUUACGCGUUUUAAACAUUAUUAACUCAUAUAAUAAUGUCCCGUUAUUAAAACGAUAG
This is a messenger RNA of Rhopalosiphum maidis (corn leaf aphid), 819 nucleotides long. RefSeq names its product casein kinase II subunit beta-like. Gene Ontology annotation, molecular function: protein kinase regulator activity. Gene Ontology annotation, cellular component: cytoplasm; protein kinase CK2 complex. NCBI's taxonomy places the organism in Eukaryota, Metazoa, Arthropoda, Insecta, Hemiptera, Aphididae. The transcript is spliced from 2 exons. The coding region runs from base 1 to 819 and encodes 272 amino acids. The record is from RefSeq and is a predicted model, not a curated record.